AUGAGUUCUACACUCAAGAAUAUUGUUAUUGUUGGUGCAUCUGGUGUUUUAGGCAACGCCGUACUCUCUACCCUGCUUAGUAAUCCUUUCUUCGUCGUCACCGUCCUCUCUCGGCCAGAUUCGAAAGCAACAUUCCCUUCAGCCGCAAAAGUCAUCAAACUCGAUUACCACAGUAAAGAUGCCCUCGUAUUCGCUCUGCGAGGCCAAGACGCAGUGAUUUCCUGCCUGGGAUUUGAUGGACUUAAUGAAAACUUGGACCAAACGUUAAUCGAAGCCUCAAUUGCCGCCGGAGUUAAGCGUUUCCUCCCUUCCGAAUUUUCAGCAAAUACAUUCCAUGACACUGUUGUCAAUCUUCCAGUGUACACCAGCAAAGUCGCCAUUCACAAAGUCCUCGAAGAUCAUAAAGAUCAGAUCUCAUAUACGUAUGUCUUCACCGGUGGGUUCCUUGACUGGGGUUUCCGCAACGGUUUUCUUGGCUUUGAUAUCAAAAACAGAUCGGUGAUCUUGUACGACGAUGGAAAAUAUCGCGCUUCAGGAACAACUCUGCAGCAUAUUGGUGAAGCCAUUAAGGGGAUCCUUCUUCAUCCCGAAGAAACUCGUAACCGUCCUGUCUAUCUGGCGGAUGCAACAUUUUCGCAAAAAGAAGCGCUUGCUUUGUUCGAGAAGUACACGGGAACCAAAUGGACAAUCAUGAAUAAGACUACCGAAGAGGCGUUGAAGAGUGGAUUGGAUGCUCUGGCCAAAGGUGAUUACAUCAAUGGCUAUGGAAACAUCAUAAUGUCCUUUAACUGGGGAGGCAAGGGAGCAGUAAUAUUCGAUAACAACGAUAUGACUUUAUUAGAUGUAAAGCCACUUGGUUUGGAAAAAAUUAUCAAGGAUGCAGUUGAAGAAUUCACAAAAUAG
Molecule: messenger RNA, 903 nt
Organism: Didymodactylos carnosus
Lineage: Eukaryota; Metazoa; Rotifera; Eurotatoria; Philodinida; Philodinidae
Source: the annotation of a GenBank genome assembly